CUGACCAAGUGCUCAAGAUAUGCCAGGCACGGUUCGACUUCAGAACCGAAAACAACAGCGGCCUCCUCUGUUUGCGGUCGGUGUCCAGACGGUCUCACUUCCCUUCACGGGAGCUGCCGUGGAGUGGCGAGGCGCCGUGUUCAGAGCGAGCCAUCAAAAAUAAGGAUUAAUUUAGAAGAUAACGUGCAGUAUGUUUCCAUGAGAAAUGCUCUAAAAGUGAGGAGACCUCGCUUUGAUGUAUCGCUGGUUUACUUAACACGAAAGUUUAUGGAUCUGGUCAGAUCUGCUCCUGGGGGGAUCCUCGACUUAAACAAGGUGGCGACGAAGCUGGGCGUGCGCAAGCGCAGGGUGUACGACAUCACCAACGUCCUGGACGGGAUCGACCUGGUGGAGAAGAAGUCCAAGAACCACAUCAGAUGGAUAGGGUCUGAUCUGAACAACUUUGAUGCAGUACCUCAGCAGAAGAAGCUGCAGCAAGAACUUUCCGACUUAUCUGCCAUGGAAGAUGCUCUGGAUGAGUUAAUUAAGGAUUGUGCUCAGCAGUUGUUUGAGUUAACAGAUGACAAAGAAAACGAAAGGCUAGCGUACGUGACGUAUCAGGACAUCCACAGCAUCCAGGCGUUCCACGAGCAGAUCGUCCUUGCAGUGAAAGCUCCAGAAGAAACCAGACUGGACGUCCCCGCUCCCAGAGAGGACUCCAUCACGGUGCACAUUCGGAGCACCAAGGGGCCCAUUGACGUGUACCUGUGCGAGGUGGAGCCGGGCCAAGCGAGUGGGAAGACAGCGGCCAGCGCGGGGACCUCUGCGUCCAGGAGCAGGUGUCCGGGACCCCCGGAUAAAGAGGAAGACCCUCCACAGCAAAGUGAAGAACUGCUUGAAGUGAGCGACUGAAAGCCUUUGAGAGUUGGGACGUUGAGUUUUAGAAAGUCCCAUGCGGGUGCGUUGCGCCUCAGAUCUAAGCCUCGGUGCAGCCCGUCACCUGUGGAGUUCUCGCGUUCUCAGUUAGUGGCCGCGUUACGGCCUGUAGUGACAUGGGUGGCUCGCCGCUAGAUUCCCAGUAGUUACGGUUUCCGCAUUAAAAAGCGAACUUUUUGUGACUUCACUGCUUGUUGUCAGUGAGAUGCUCGCCUGCUGAAGGACUGCACCCUGAGAGCAUCGUCAACAGUGCAGGCCUGAGUGGACGGGCUUCGUGGCUGCUGCCCCGUCCUCCGAGGAUCACCCGGAGCUGUCACAGUAGAAGUUGCCUUACACGCUUCACGCCUGCUGCGUGUGCCGUGCAUGCGGCAGGUGUGCAUGAGCCUCGUGCGAGGUCUGUAUCCGUGUGACAUCCAGGUUCCUCACGCAGUUUGUCUGAGUGAACCUUCGCCCUGUACAGCCAAGAUGAUGUAUAUAGGGAGAGUGACAGACGAAUCCUCUAAUUUCUGUGGUGUCUGUGACUUACUAGAAUCUUCUGCGUAGGGUUAGAGCAGCGUUUCUCCCCGACUCCUCCAUGUCGCGUGUCCUGGAUGUGCUGCGCAUUCGUGUCUGGGUUGGUUGCGGUGUCUCAGGCCCCUCUGCUGACCCGCACUCCCACCCCUGUGCUUACGCGUCCGAGCAGGCAGGCCCUGCCCGGGACCGAGAGGCAGAUGCAGACACGCCGCCACCUCGCAGCUUCGUGCCUCGCAGGACACGAACUCUGUUGUGGUGAAAGCGAUCUUAACGUUUAUGCAGCAGAUUUGGAUGCAGCCCCCCUCUUCUGUCAGAGGGGUCACCAGUGACGCGUUUAUUGUCCCCUGCCCUCUCCGGCUCUAGUCCCAUGUUUCCGAGUUCCCAGCUAUUUCUACCUCAUUUUGUGAGUCAUUUACCACUCUGUGCCUCAGUUUACUCAGUAGUUUACCAUUAGACUGUGAGCUCCUUGAGGGAAUUUGUCUUAAUCAUUGUUAUGCCCAGCGCCUUGCACCAUGCCUGGCACAUUAAAAAGUGCUUAAUAAAUGUUUGAACAAAUCCGCUCGUGCGUGCGU
Molecule: messenger RNA, 2000 nt
Organism: Talpa occidentalis (Iberian mole)
Lineage: Eukaryota; Metazoa; Chordata; Mammalia; Eulipotyphla; Talpidae
Gene: E2F6
Product: E2F transcription factor 6
Exons: 7
Coding region: 199-891 (230 amino acids)
Biological process (GO): regulation of transcription by RNA polymerase II
Cellular component (GO): RNA polymerase II transcription regulator complex
Molecular function (GO): protein dimerization activity; RNA polymerase II cis-regulatory region sequence-specific DNA binding; DNA-binding transcription factor activity, RNA polymerase II-specific
Source: RefSeq, a predicted model, not a curated record